This is a messenger RNA of Adineta ricciae, 1242 nucleotides long. The record is from the annotation of a GenBank genome assembly. NCBI's taxonomy places the organism in Eukaryota, Metazoa, Rotifera, Eurotatoria, Adinetida, Adinetidae.
AUGAGUCUACGACGUCAACCAUCUCGUGCUACUUCAAAACCAACAAUUCCAUCCACACCUGCUCUUUUCACAAAUCCAACUAUCGACUUAUUUCUUCAACAAUUCUCACAAUUUCUUCGUCGUCACGUAGUCGAAAAUAAAAGUGAAACCGUCCUCGUCGCGGGUCCACCAUCCUGUGGUAAAACCAAACUACUCGAUCAUAUUUUCACUCAACUUCGUGCCGAAGAUCUAUCUCUUCUCGAGCGCUUGCUCAUCUUUCGUCUCAAUGGUUUGAUUCAUUCCGUCGAAUCGUCAGCUGUGCAAGAAAUCUCAUCGCAAUACGAUAUUCAAAUGAAAACCAAUCAAGAACAUCAGUAUGAAAAUCUGCAAAUCCUAUUCGAAACUAUCGCCAAUGAAAACAAAGACAAGAAACUGUACUUCAUCGUUGUUCUCGAUCAUUUCGAGCAGUUUACCUAUCAGAAAUUGAAUUCAAUCCUUUACACCUUAUUCGACGCUGUCUAUUCUGAUAAGAAAAGCUAUUCAAUCUUGACCAUCGCCGUUUCCAAUCGUGCCGAUUGUCUUGAACUGCCCGAAAAACGUUUGAAGUCACGUUUCUCACAAAUCUAUUACAUUCUCUCACCACCACCUACUGCUGACUACAUGAAAUACAUUCUUCAAACGUACAAAAUCAAAAAAGAUAUACAGAUCGAGAAAGAUCUAUUCAAUUCGUUAACAAAUAUUGAACAAAAGAUUAUUCAUUAUCUUCGAGAUGCCAGCGCAAAUCUGGACGAUGAUACUCGACCCGAUCAAUACCUAGACGGAUGUUUAACUCACUUAGAACUGUUAUUACUCUUAAUGACGAAUAAUGUUAUUAAACGUAUGGAUGAAAGAUUACAAAAUCAAAUCAGUGGAGCAAACGACAGCGGCGAUGAGGACGAUCAAGACGAAGAGGAAAACAGCGGUGGAAUUCUUACGGAUACAAAGUUUACUUUUGAUCAAGUGUAUCAUGAAUACUCAAAAUAUGUGAUGAAAAAUCACAAGUAUUUCUAUGAUAAAGGGGUUGUACGCAAGACAUUCAUCCGUUUGAUUGAAAGAGGCUUUAUUCGACGAUAUUUCGGUCGAUAUGUCCUGGUAGAUGAACCAUUGAGUGGCGAACAUACAAUGAUCAUGACAAUCAACAGCAAUGAAUUAAAACAAUUUAUUGAAUCGAAGCCUUUACCUGCAGAAAUUAAACGCUAUGCUAAAUCCAAUACAGUUAUCUAA